AUGAAGGAUCUAGGUGGACUCAAGUAUGUCUUGGGAAUUGAGGUGGCUCGAUCGCAGCAAGGCAUAUUUCUCUCUCAAAGGAAAUAUGUCUUGGACUUGUUGACAGACAUAGGAUUGCUAGCUUGCAAACCUACGAACACUCCUAUUGUUCAUAAUCAUCAUCUUGGAGAAUAUUCGGAUCAAGUUUCAACUAACAAAGAAAGAUACCAAAGAUAUUUGAAGUCUGCAUCUGGAAAAAGACUUAUGUUCUUGAAGCAUGGUCAUUUGAAUAUUGAUGGUUAUUCAGAUGUAGAUUGGGCAGGUAGUGUAACAGAUAGAAAAUCCACAUCAGGUUACUUCACAUUCUUGGGAGGUAAUUUGGUGAUGUGGAGGAGCAAGAAGCAGAAUGUAGUAGCUUUAUAUAGUGUAGAGCCCGAGUUCAGAGGCAUGACUAAAGGGAUUUGUGAACUUAUUUGGUUAAGAAAGUUGCUUACUGAACUUGGAUAUAAACCAACAUCCACAAUGAAUCACUUUUGUGACAACAAGGCUGCUAUAGCUAUUGCACAUAAUACGGUUCAACAUGAUCGCACUAAACAGGUUGAGGUGGAUAUCAACACUUCACCAAACAGAAGCUUGAGACUAAAGUGUUUCAGUUUCCUUUUGUGA
Molecule: messenger RNA, 645 nt
Organism: Prunus armeniaca (apricot)
Lineage: Eukaryota; Viridiplantae; Streptophyta; Magnoliopsida; Rosales; Rosaceae
Source: the annotation of a GenBank genome assembly